AUGUGGAGGUGUUCCCUGUCUUGGUCCCAGGCGGAUUUCUGUGGCCUCACACACCUGGUGAAGCUGGACCUGAGUAAGAAUAAACUGCAGCAACUGCCGGCCGACUUUGGCCGUCUGGUCAACCUCCAGCACCUGGAUCUCCUCAACAACAGGCUGGUGACCCUGCCCGUCAGCUUUGCUCAGCUCAAGAGCCUGAAAUGGCUGGACCUAAAGGAUAACCCGCUGGAUCCUGCCCUGGCCAAAGUGGCAGGGGAUUGCCUGGACGAGAAGCAGUGUAAGCAGUGUGCCAACAAGGUGUUACAGCACAUGAAAGCCGUGCAGGCCGAUCAGGAGCGAGAGAGGCAGCGGCGGCUGGAAGUAGAACGAGAGGCCGAGAAGAAGCGGGAGGCCAAGCAGCGAGCUAAGGAGGCUCAGGAGCGGGAGCUGCGGAAGCGGGAGAAGGCGGAAGAGAAGGAGCGCCGGAGGAAGGAGUACGACGCCCUCAAAGCAGCCAGGCGGGAGCAGGAGAAGAAGCCCAGGAAGGAGACGAAUCAGGCCCCGAAACCGAAGGCCGGGCCCCGGCCCCGCAAGCCGCCCCCGCGGAGGCCCAGCAGGACGUGGGCCGUGCUGAAGCUGCUGCUGCUGUUGCUGCUGUGCGCGGCGGGCGGGCUGCUGGCCUGUCGGGUGCCCGAGCUGCGGCGGCAGCCCCUCUGCGCCGGCGUCAACGCCGUCUACGACAGCGCGCUCCGUGGCCUGCGCGGCCACCACAUCCUGCAGUGGGUGCUGCGGGCCGACUCGCAGCAGUGAGCUUGUCCUCGACGCCCGCCGCCUCCCGGCCCUGGAGCCUGGAUUCCUAUGGAAUUGGGUUCUGCGGGACACAGCCUGUUUGCGGCGCCAGACCUGCCUGCCAUCCUCAAGCGGCUGCCGACCGGUACUUGAGAUCCCCUCUUCUGGGACUGCUUUGUUCCUUAGCCAGGGCUCCCGGGCGGGGGAAGGCGAAGCGGGAGGUGGGCCGGUUACCUGCAUGCCUAAAGGAACAGGCUUGGGGUGGGCAGAGGGAAAAACAGCCUUUUCCAGUCGUUACACAAAGCUGUGUAAAGGCAAGGCUCGUUCCUACUAAACGGUCAGGUCAGCUGUCACUACAUUUA
This is a messenger RNA of Leptonychotes weddellii (Weddell seal), 1127 nucleotides long. NCBI's taxonomy places the organism in Eukaryota, Metazoa, Chordata, Mammalia, Carnivora, Phocidae. The record is from RefSeq and is a predicted model, not a curated record.